AGGUCGGCUUCCAGCGACAACCUCCAUGCCGGCCAGCGAGCUCGGCUCCGGAUUCGCCUCGGCGACGUGCAGAUCCGGCAACGUAAAGCCCUACUCCGGCGUUGCACGGCUCUGCCCCGGUCAUCUGCCCACGACGCAGCAGGUGGAGGUCGCCGUGGAGCCCGACUUUUUUAAUGGCCAUGGGCAACGGGCUCAUGCCUGGGGUGCCUGGGAUGGCAGGUGGUGCGGUCACUGUUGUGAGUCCGGUGGAUACGUCGGUGGCACAGCUGGAUUCUAUGGGCAAGGGGAAUGGGGAUCUGUCAUCGCCCAUGGCUCCAGUGCCAUACCCCUUUGAGGGAGUGAUAAGGGGAAGGAGGAGCGGUGCUUGUGUGGAGAAGGUUGUGGAGCGGCGGCAGAGGAGGAUGAUCAAGAACAGGGAGUCUGCAGCUAGAUCCCGUGCCCGGAAGCAGGCUUAUACAAUGGAGUUGGAAGCUGAAGUUCAGAAACUAAAGGAACAAAACGAAGAAUUGCAGAAGAAAUUACAACAGUCAAUGAGUCUGAGCGAUUGUGAUGCCUGCGAGGAAAACCGUUCACUUUCUGCCAAUUUCAAUCUCACGGAACCUCUUCAACCACUAUGGAGAUGAGUAAUUGCCUCUGUCGUUAUAGGCAUAUGGGAGUAUUAGCUGAUCAGAUUAGCUUAAAAAGUUGCAUUAGCAUCCUAUAUUGGUCAUUAUUUGUUUGGGCUACAGAUUUUUCUAUGAAAACCAAAUGAAUUAAUUUGAGUAUGCAUUGUAGGCUUGCAGGUCCUCUCAAAAUCUUACAACAGCAACACUUUAGAAACAGGUUGGAAAUUACUGCCUAAAUCUAUUCUUUGGCGGAAGAUUCAGUUAAUAUGUUUUAGAGGUAAUGUACUCUCUCAACUAGAAAGGCUAAAAAGUGGACACCGUUUAUGUGAGGGUUCUUGCAAGUUCUAUGUAAUGUAGUAUUAUAAGUAUCUUGAAAAUUCUUUUAUUGGGCAAAAGAUCCAGGUAAAUCAACUAGCUUUGGACCCUGCGAGUUCUAUAUAAUUCUAAGCUUUUAUUGGGCAAUUGGAUCUUUAUAGUACCUUGAUGACGUAAAUGAGUUCAGUUAUCCUUUCUUGAUAUUACUUUCAGUUUACUCAUAGCUGAAGAUGUUAUGUAAACUAAGUUAUUACUGUAGUAAUAUGAAUAAAUUACUUGCGUACAUUUAAGAUCUUGCUUGUGGUGAUGUUUGUCUCUUAUGUGUUAACUGAACCUUUUAUUCGGAAUUGGAUAUGCCUAAAAAAUUUGUUAGCUCUUUUGUUUGAGCUGCUCCAUUUUAAUGCAUUUUGAUUAUUCCAACUUGUUGAAGAUGGGUGAUUAGUGGAGGUACAAUGGUGUUGCAAAUGGAGGUAAGCAGUAUCCUGUCUGCAAUUAGCACAACAUGCAAACCGUUGCCUCACUUCAAUUAUUGGUUUGGAAUAAUAUGAAUGAGAUAAUGAGUUGUACCCUGUCUCCAACUAAAAUGCUAUGCAAAUCGUUGUAUCAAACAAAGACGCUAACUAUAUUGAUGUUUCCUGGCUGUCUCGGUAGCUUAACAGUAAGCAUAUUAGUUCCACCGUACCUCUUGGUUUGCUGAUAAAAGUGUCUUUGAUGCAGUAAUGAUGGGAACAAAGUGUAUAGUGGCCACACUCAGCAGGUCAUAGCUGGUGGUGCCGAUGAUGAUCCCCUUCUUCCAGCAGGCAACACACAUAAAUGUAGAGAAUGGUUAAGAUGAUUCUUUGAUAACAUCACAUAAAUGUAUCAUCCUUGCAGCAUGAUUUCAGUCCAUAUGACGGUGGUCAGACAUGUAUUUAUGCCCGCUAACUUCGUUCCCUUCUAAAGAUUAAUAGAUUAUCAUGCGUACAUGUGCACACCAAUGUCCUUGACUGCAUCUGCACUUGCAGUUGUGUGCAUUGCAAUGAA
Messenger RNA from Sorghum bicolor (sorghum), 1943 nucleotides. RefSeq names its product bZIP transcription factor TRAB1. Lineage: Eukaryota; Viridiplantae; Streptophyta; Magnoliopsida; Poales; Poaceae. Gene Ontology annotation, molecular function: DNA-binding transcription factor activity. Gene Ontology annotation, biological process: positive regulation of DNA-templated transcription. The transcript has 4 exons. Bases 174 to 623 code for a protein of 149 amino acids. The record is from RefSeq and is a predicted model, not a curated record. Gene Ontology annotation, cellular component: nucleus.